Messenger RNA from Adelges cooleyi (spruce gall adelgid), 1452 nucleotides. RefSeq names its product actin-related protein 8-like. Gene Ontology annotation, biological process: regulation of DNA-templated transcription; double-strand break repair. The record is from RefSeq and is a predicted model, not a curated record. Gene Ontology annotation, cellular component: Ino80 complex. NCBI's taxonomy places the organism in Eukaryota, Metazoa, Arthropoda, Insecta, Hemiptera, Adelgidae. The transcript has 10 exons. Bases 1 to 1452 code for a protein of 483 amino acids.
AUGCAGUCUAAAGAGCACGCAGUUAGGAUCGAAGGUAUGGAACCGAGCUCGGUGAUUAUCAUUCAUCCAGGAUCUAUGAACUUGAGAAUCGGUCGAGCAACUGACAAAAUCCCGUUCACUGUGAUACACGGUAUUGCCAGGAAAAAAAUAGCCGUCAGGGAUACGAUACAUAAUCCAAUUUUACAAUGUUUGCCUACUAGAAAUGUGAAAACUUUGGCGGCAAUGGAAACAAGUAGACGCAAAGCGUCCCAAAUGUUAAGGUCUAGCUUUAUGUCAAAUGGUGAAAGAAGAUUGGAGUAUUCAGAAGUGAUGGUAGCUCGUCGAAACAAUAACUCUCGACCCAUAUUCCUGAACUACGAGCCGGAAAAUUUUGUUGAACCUACUGGCGAUACUGUGUUUGGAGAAGAAAUGUUCAAAAUUAAUCCAAAAUAUGCCUACGAUAUAUUUUUUCCAAUAGUUAACGGACGAUUUAACGAUGAUUCUUGUGGCUUCAGACGUUCGUUCGAAGAUACUUUAUGUGAUUUGGAGGAUAUUUGGACGCAUCAUAUAAACCAGUUAUUGGACAUCUCCACGGCAGAUUUCAAAAAUUACAGAGUGGUCUUGAUCAUACCCGACUUGUUCGACCUUUAUUACACGAAAGAAGUGAUGUCUAUGGUUUUGCUAAAAAUGAACUUUAAAGCAUGUUUCCUUAUACAGGAUCACGUUGCUGCUGCUAUAUGUGCUGGUAAUAUGGGUAAUGCGUGCGUUGUUGAUGUCGGCCAUAAAAAGACAUCUAUUAGUUGUGUUGCAGAUUACAUAUCUCAACCUAAUACACGUAUAAGAUACAAGUAUGGAGGAGUACAGAAGUUGAAAGAACAAUAUUGCCAUUUGAAUUUGGAUACUAGUGGUUGCACGACGGGAACAAUGAUGAUAAAAAAUCCAAUUAGGCCAGUUAUACAAUACCAGAUACAAAUUGGUGACGAAGCAAUGAUCGCUCCCUUAGGGAUGUUCGAUCCGACAUUGAUGGCAAUUGAUAUGGACGAUAGGAAUUAUGUAGUCAGAGAAGAACCAGAAUUACACGGGUCAUACGAUAAUAGCUUUUUAUUUGACAGAGAAUUACAAAAACCUCAAGGCCUCGAUAAAGUAAUUGUACAGAGUAUCGAACGCAUGAAUUCAGAGGAUUUGAAACAAAAAAUGUAUGGUAAUAUUUUGUUGGUUGGAGGAGGAUUCAAAUUUCCAAGUGCAUGUACCUGGUUAAAAAAUAAAAUAUUGCUGUAUGCAAACCAAAUUGACUACGAUGGAGACGUGCAAGUUAUAAAUUCACCUGGCGGCUUAGACCCACAAAUUGUUACAUGGAAAGGUGCUGCUUGGGCUGGUAUUCUCGAACGUUACAGUAACAAUUGGGUAACAAGAGAAGAAUGGACAACAGGAAGUGUUCAAAUUUUAAAAGAGAGAGCAAUGUUUAAUUGGUGA